This is a messenger RNA of Parnassius apollo (apollo), 726 nucleotides long. The record is from the annotation of a GenBank genome assembly. NCBI's taxonomy places the organism in Eukaryota, Metazoa, Arthropoda, Insecta, Lepidoptera, Papilionidae.
AUGAGAACCGCUGUGAUCCUUUUAUUCGCUUUAGUAGCGUUCGUCGCUGCUCAGGGAGUUCAUGUCGUGGAUCGUAAUCCCGCCGAAGUACAAGUAGUAGACAGCAACCCGUCAGCAGUGAACGUAGUAGAUCACAACCCAUCAGCAGGUCAGGGUCAGCCAAUCAAUAACCCGGAUGGUUUUGUGAUUGACCAGGCCUUUUACCAACCAAGUAAUCCGUCCAAUGGGGGCUAUGGUCAAUAUGGUCAGGGCCAGCCGCUGAAUAACCCGGAUGGUUUUGUGAUUGACCAGGCCUUUUACAGACCAAGUAACCCUUCCAAUGGCGGCUAUGAACAAAUAAGUACCGGUCCUGAAUUUGUUAACUUCGGCAACAACCAAAACAGGCCGUACCCUGGCAAGCAGUACGACUCACCACUUCUCCGUGGAGGAAAUCAUUUUCGACCACUAAGCCAAAAAACAGCUCAAAGUGAUUUUUCUGGAGAACAAUGCAUGAAAUUGUUCCUUAAAAGACAUCCGCAAAUUACUAAGCGGACAGAAGAAGUAAUUUCAAGAGCACGAGCUGGAGUGACUGAAAAGUCUCUCGAAAAUUGGUUUGAUGAAGUCCAUGAGCAUCUUGAGCCCGAAAAGAAACUAGAAAUCUUAAAUGAUCCAAAAAGAGUGGUCAAUCUUGCUGAAAUAAGUGUGCAAAUUUGCCUUUGCAAAAACUGGAAACAUUAUAGCUCUUAA